Molecule: messenger RNA, 360 nt
Organism: Mesorhabditis spiculigera
Lineage: Eukaryota; Metazoa; Nematoda; Chromadorea; Rhabditida; Rhabditidae
Source: the annotation of a GenBank genome assembly
AUGAGAUCGAAUACUGGCCAACGGACAGACGAGACGGAAACCGUCAUCGCUCGUCUCCGCCCACACACCAACUACUCGGCGGUGGUCAGGGCGCGGAAUAAGCAAUACCGCGGCCCAGCCUCCAACAAGAUCGAGUUCGAGACGCCGGAGGGAAUCCCCUCGGUCGUAUCAUCGCUACGUGUCGUGACCGUUGGCGCCCACUCGAUUUUGGUCCAAUGGGAACCCCGCAACGUCCCAACGGCUUCGUCCGCGGCUACUUCGACGUUCACGAAUGACCGGAACGACACCGAGGAGACUUACGUGCUUCACCGACAACAUCACUAUCUUCACGAGAGGGCCGCUGCGGAUUCUCCGUAUAAG